UUGUAUUUCCCGCACUUUAAUGGACCAAUCACAGAAUUGGACGAAACUUUACGAUGAAGUGUCCAUACGAUCUUAGGCACGGAAAUCAAACUAUCAUACCCAGAAAAUGGAUGUGUCUGAAAUAGUAGCAUUUAAUCCUGAUAAAGGAAUAAAAAGGAUUUUUAAAGAUCUUUCAACCGUCAAAAGUGAUAAAAAUAUGAAAUUUGAUUCCCAAAAAGAUUUAAAUAAUAUUAAACCUGAAGAAAUAGCUAAAUAUCUAGAAAAUUCUGACGAUGUAGAAAUCGAUGUAUUUGAUGAAAAUGCCUUGAAAAGACUAAUAUUAUUAUUUGAAAAAAGAAUAUAUAAAAAUCAAGAAUUACGUAUAAAAUUUAAUGAUACCCCAGAAAAGUUCUUAGAAUCAGAACUCAACUUACAUAAUGUUAUCCAGCAAAUGCAUAUUAUCUCAACAACACCAAAAUUAUAUUACAUAUUGGUAGAAUUGAAUUCAAUUAAUUCUAUUAUAAAUUUAUUAUCUCAUGAAAAUUCUGACAUAUCAAUAGCAAUUUUAUCAUUGCUUCAAGAGAUGACUGAUUUAAGUGUGUCAGAUGGAAUAUUGGAGGACUAUGAGUCAUUAGAAUCAUUUAAUACCUUUAUUGAAGCUAUGUUAAAUACACAAAUUAUUCAAUGCAUUGUGCAAAAUAUGGAAAGAUUAGACGAAUCUAUAAAAGAGGAAAGUGCUGGUAUAUAUAAUUCAUUAGCUAUUAUCGAGAAUCUUUCAGAAAUAUAUCCAAAUAUAUGUAAAGAAGGCAAUCCUCAGGAAGAAUUACUACUUUGGUUAAUAAAAAGAUUAAAACUCAAACUUCCUUUUGAUUCUAAUAAAUUGUAUACCAGUGAAAUACUUGCAAUAUUCCUUCAAAAUCAUGAAGGGAAUCGCUUGCAUCUAGGAAAUUUAGGUGGCAUAGAUGUAUUGUUGCGCCAAUUAGCUAUAUAUAAAAAACAUGACCCUGAAACUAGCGAAGAAUAUGAAUUUCUUUUUAAUUUAUUUGAUUGCUUAAGUUUAUGCUUGCUAGAUCCUCAGAAUCAAGAAAAUUUCUUAGAGGGUGAGGGACUGCAACUUAUGAAUUUGAUGCUCAGGGAAAAAAAACAGUCACGUUGUGGAGCCAUAAAAAUUUUGAAUCAUGCACUAAUGAAAUCAAAAGUCAUCGCUUGUUCUGAAAAUGACGUCAUUGAAAAUGAUAUAUCCAAUCGAUGUUGUAAUAAGUUUGUUGAAAUUUUGGGGCUGAGAACCAUAUUCCCUAUUUUUAUGAAAACUCCAAAUCUAACAAAAAACAAAGUCGGUUUAUCUAAAUUUGAAACGGAGGAACAUAUUAUAUCAAUAAUUGCUUCACUUUCCAAAGGAUGUACUGGACAGGCAAAGCAACGAUUUUUAACUAAAUUCAUUGAAAACGAUUUAUCUAAAGUCGAUCGUUUGGUUGAAUUUCAUUUUUCCUACCUAAGCAAAAUUCUAAAAUCGGAUAAUGAGUUAGAACUUCAGAAACAAAAAAUGAUUGAUGAAGGUGAAAUCAUUGACGAAUCAAUGGAAGAAGAAUUUUACUUAAAAAGACUUGAAAAUGGAUUGUACACUCAACAAAUGAUUGAUUAUAUUAUGAUUGAAAUCAGCGCAUCUGGUGAUCCGUCGAUAAAAGAAAGGAUUAUGCAGAUUCUAUUGUUGCGAAGAGGCUCAAUAAAAACUAUACGAGACAUUAUAUUAGAAUAUGCUGGUAACUUGGGAGAAAAUGAUAAAGAUUUCUCACAAACCUAUCAACAACACAUAUUAUAUUUAAUUGAUAAAUUUUAACAUAAUUACAUGAUUGUAAAGGUUAAUAUUAAUAUAACAAUAAAUAUAAAUUAUACGAGUAAUUUUUUCCAAAAUGCUU
Messenger RNA from Gordionus sp. m RMFG-2023, 1895 nucleotides. Its product is annotated as beta-catenin-like protein 1. The transcript has 12 exons. Gene Ontology annotation, cellular component: spliceosomal complex. Bases 107 to 1816 code for a protein of 569 amino acids. The record is from RefSeq and is a predicted model, not a curated record. Lineage: Eukaryota; Metazoa; Nematomorpha; Gordioida; Chordodea; Parachordodidae.